Cornus florida is the source of this 908-nucleotide messenger RNA. RefSeq lists its product as uncharacterized. Bases 91 to 615 code for a protein of 174 amino acids. Gene Ontology annotation, molecular function: nucleic acid binding; zinc ion binding; endonuclease activity. Lineage: Eukaryota; Viridiplantae; Streptophyta; Magnoliopsida; Cornales; Cornaceae. The transcript has 3 exons. The record is from RefSeq and is a predicted model, not a curated record.
CAUCCAGACUGUUCUGAAUUCUCUCUGCUGGAUGAAUAAGAGAGUUCUCUAUUGUCUCCUACGUAGAGGUAGAGAGAGAGAGAGAGAGUGAUGGGUUCUUCGUCGCCUCAGCGUUCUCGUGGUGGUGGUAACAGUAGCAGCAAUCGCGACGAUAAAAAUGAAAGACCAAGGUUUUUCGACUCCAAGGCGAAGAGAAGUUGCUGGUCCGAAGCGAAGAUAGUCCCAGGUCGACACCCGGAGAGGUGGCGCUUCGACGCCGCCGGCAACAUCGUCUGCAAGCGCUUAUGCAACUGCCUGGGCUGCCUCUGCUUCGAGUACGACCACAUUAUCCCUUACUCCAAAGGUGGUGAAUCCGUAGCAGAGAAUUGUCAGAUUCUGCAAACCAGGGUGAACAGGUAUAAAUCAGACAAAGAACAGGUGGAAUCUACACAAUUGCAAGGUUACUCAUGUGAUGUCAAAUUCACUGAGAAGGAGCUUGAUAUAAUUGAAAUGGCUGUCUAUGGGGACGUAAUCCGGCCAGGAAAUCAAUGUCGAUGCAGGACUGUUGCCGAAAUGCUCGGCAAAUUCAAAUCCAAAGACCGUGUCGAUGCUUGCAAGUUGCCAUACAGCGAGUAGGCAAGGGUUGGACAAAUGCAUCGUGAUUUACCUCCUCCUCAUUCACAUUGGUUUAAUUUAGUUUGAUUUCCGUGUACCUUCUGGCCCAUUGUCAGAAUGGUUUGAAAUGGAAAAAAUGCCCUAGAGUAGAAUUGUUGUUGUGGAGUUGGGCUUCAUACCAUUUCUUAAAACUUGUAGUGAGAUAAAGUAGAAGAGACGCAGAUAUUAGUUUAUUUCAGUCAAUUGAGCAUUUAGUGCUCAACAAAAUGUAUUUUAGCUGCAAUCAAAAACUUACCUUGGUUAAUUUUACUUCA